AUGGACAUAUACGGUGCUUAUAAGACUCAACUGGACUUGCUGGAGGAGGAAGAGCGAACAAUUCUCAAGCUUAAAGGGGCUUUUAAGAUUCCUCCGCAGGCGGUACAGGAUAAGCUCAUUGACGGAUUCUUUUCCUGGGUCGCCCCUGUAUUGCCUGUCGUUAACCAGAGCGUCUUCCUGUCCAUGUAUAGGGAUCCUCUGAAUCCUCCCUCCCUUCUUCUUUUACAGGCCAUGUUCCUCGCAGGGUCACGGGUUGUUGAGGAGAAAGUUAGCGGAAAAGACUCAGCGUCCAGGACUCAUAGCUCAAUGAUAUAUCUUCAACGGGCAAAAGCUCUUUAUGAUGCAGAGUUUGAAAAGGACUAUAUCACGGUGAUACAAUCUUUACUACUGAUGAGCUGGUAUUGGCAAGGGACGGAAGAUACUACAGAAAAUGGGCUAUUCUAUUGGAGUAGACUGGCGAUUGGCGUAGCACAAAACUCCGGGAUGCAUAAAAGUAACGAGUUAGAAAUGAAGCCACCCGAGCGCCGGCUCUCGAGGCGGAUCUGGUGGACUCUCUACACCAGAGAUCGUGCCAUGGCUGCCGCAUACGGCAGGCCUACCUGCAUAGACGCGGAUCUCACCGACGUAGAUCCCAUCACGCAGGAUGACUUUAUCGAGAGCGAAGGGCACCGGCCUGACUCGGUUCGAGCCCAGUUCUUCAUCCAGUACGUCAAACUAUGUGAGCUGAUGGACGUAGUUGUUGCCCGACGGAGAAGAGCUGGGCUCCUUACAGAAUCUGAAUUCGCUCAAUGGGAGAUUCGUCUUAGUCAAUGGAUGAUACAAUGCCCUGAACAAAUGCACUGGUCUCAAGCACGCCAUAGCUUUUGGCCUGCGAUCCUACAUUCUAUCUUCUAUACGAUGGUAUGCCAACUCCAUGCCUUGCUCCCGGCAGUAGCUCGCCCAGCGUCUUCGUCUGCCGUAGUUUUGCAGGCAGGUUCGACGAUUGCCUCUAUCAUGCAGGCUAUAGUAUCCCACAACCAGAUUACUUAUGUUCCACCAUCAGUUGUUGUCACUGUCCUAAGCGCUGCCAAAAGUCAAAAGCUUACCUCUAGUCCAACUCUAAUCCUUCAAUGGCGUGCGAACAUCGAAACUUGCCUUCAGGUUUCAGAACUUAUAUCAACGGUCUGGCCAAUAGCCAGUUCGGUCCGAGAAGGCGCCGGACUCAUAUACAGCGAGAAAUACUUCGACUCUUUACUCAACGAGGCGCUGACUGAUUUAGAGGCUCGAAGUCAAGAGACUCAAGUGGGACAACACCGAAGGAAAAGAUAUACUCGACCAAGACGAGCCAAUCCAGAUCUCCUUCUGCCCAAGAGCCGGAUUAUAGUCAAGAUAUCUCCAGGCCGUCCUUCGACUCAAUAUCCAUCCAUGGGACACCGGGCAACGUCGAGCCAUUCACAGAGGAUCAAGACUCGUCUACAGGACGGCGCCAGUGAUCCUAUGUACAUGGCACACGGUACAUCCGAGGCUUGCUCUGCAUACCCCGACUCAGCAGAUGUCCUUCAUUCAUUGCAGGUCGCAAUUGGAAUGAGGCAACCACUGCAGGAAUCUGAACCAGAGGCUGAGUAA
Aspergillus bombycis is the source of this 1605-nucleotide messenger RNA. Its product is annotated as fungal specific transcription factor domain-containing protein. The transcript is spliced from 5 exons. Gene Ontology annotation, molecular function: zinc ion binding; DNA binding. The coding region runs from base 1 to 1605 and encodes 534 amino acids. The record is from RefSeq and is a predicted model, not a curated record. Gene Ontology annotation, biological process: DNA-templated transcription. NCBI's taxonomy places the organism in Eukaryota, Fungi, Ascomycota, Eurotiomycetes, Eurotiales, Aspergillaceae.